CAUUUCAUCUUCAUAUUCACCCUCAUCAUCAUUAUUAUCAAUACCAUUUUAAUCUGGUCCGAGAUUUAUUUCCAAAAUCAGUGUGUAACCACCUAUAUAUCAUGGCUUUACUUAUACCUCGAGAUCAUGACAUACUACCUCAUCAAGAUGAGGUAGCUGCUACUACUGAAAAUCGACCUACUGAUUUAACUCAGAUUUCAUCUCAACAAUUACAUCAUGAAUUUGAAUUAAGUCAAUCUGAAUCAUUAAAUUUUUUAUAUAAUUUAUUAUAUGAUGAUCAAUCAUAUCUUUCUAAAAGUGAUAUUUUAAGAAUCUUAAACUCGAUCAAAACAAGAGAAAAUCAUUUACCAUUCUCUAUCGAUGCUUCCGAUUAUGAUCAUCCUCAAUCAUCCCAUAAUUCUACAUCCACCUAUUUCAAAACUGAUUUACAAGGUAUUCAUUGGCCAAAAGAUCUUAGACGACGAUUCUUCAUGGAUAGAUCUCGAGUAGGAAAAGAUAAUUGGUUUUAUAAUAUCCCUGAUUCCAAAUCAAAAGCCAUAAAUCAAAUCUCAAUUGAUUCAUUCGAUAUUAAUACUGAAUUUUUUAAAUUUUAUAAAUUCUUUGGAAAAUUAAAAUUACAUUUAAAUCAUCUACAAUUACGAAAUUUAGUAUGUUGUGGUCCAAACAUUUCCAAUGGGAUUUAUUAUCCUUCCAAUUAUUAUCAUGAUUAUAAUCUUGAUAUCGUCCAUACUGAGUUCAAUCAUCCUCGUUCCGAAGAAAUCGAUGAUAAUUAUCAUAAUUUCUUUAAGAUAAAUCGUUUAAUGCCUGAUAAUGCCACCGAUAUAAGUCGAACAUCAAGUACCAAAAACACCAUGAAGAUUAAUUGUUUGAUUGAUUCUCGAAGUUUAUUACAUAAUUCAAAUAGUAGAAUCUCAACUUUAUCCGCGUCUGAUAAAUUCCUCGUAUGUGGGACAUUUGAAGGGGGGUAUAUUCUUGGGGAUGUAUCUGAUGCUAAUAGUUUUAAAAUGGUGGGAGAAUAUCAUUUAACUAAUAAUUCAGAUGGAAUUACAAAUCAUAUAUUAAUCAAUGAAUCAGAUAAUGAAUUAAUCAUAUCUUCCAAUGAUAAAAAAUUACGUAUCAUUGAUUUAUCCACAAAUAAAUCAAAUCAGAAUAUCGAUUUUGAUUUCCCUGUCAAUGGAUCAGCGAUAAAUCAUUUCAAUACCAAUGAAAUAUUCAUUUCGGGUGAUUCUAAACAUUCAUAUAUAAUAGAUAAGAGAUUAUCAGCCACCACUAAUCAAAACUUUCAAAAAUUCAUUGGUCAUGAAGAUUUUGGAUUUUGUUGUGAUUGGUCAAGUCAGGAUGAAAAUUUAUUAUUAACCGGUAAUCAAGAUACUUGUGUCAAAUUAUGGGAUAGAAGAAAUUCUUCAAAAAGUUUAUAUACAUGGAGUGGAUCUUUAGGUUCAAAUUGUUCAACUAGUGGUGGACCGGUUAGAAAUUGUAAAUUCAGUCAUAAUGGUGAAUUCAUCUCUUGGGCUGAAGGUUUGGAUCAUGUAGGAAUCUUACAAUUGAAUGAUUUAAUGACAUUAAACAGUGAUGAAAAGGAUGAACAGCCUGAGUUAUCAAGAAUUCAAUCAAUUGAUUUCAUUGGGAAAUGUACUGCUUUAAGUUUCUCCCCUAUUGAAAAUGGUUAUGGUGAACAAUUAAUCAUCGGGGUUGAUGAUUGUCCAUUAGGUGGAAUCUUAAGUUAUAAAUUAGAAAGCAAACAAAAACCAUUAGACUUUGAUUUCUAUUUUUAAUAAAUAUAUACAUUGAACUUUACCACAUUUCUUCAAUAUUUUCACUAACUUGUAAUUCCCCACCUAACUCUUUAACCACUUCAUCUAAUUUAUCAAUCUUCCAUGAUUCCUUAACUAUCGUUAUAAUGACUCUUAAUUUAUUCCGAGCUUUAUUUAAUUUAACUUCAAAUUCUGCAACAUUCUCAUCUUCAUUUGUAAGCGGUAUAUCAACAAUAAGCUUCUCCAAUUGAUCUAAAUGAUUUCGUAUGUUUCCAUAUUGAUCGAUGUGAAGUUUCCAAUCCUCAACUAAACCCUGGAUGUAUCCUACGAUUAUAAAUCGUUGAAAUCC
Scheffersomyces coipomensis is the source of this 2103-nucleotide messenger RNA. Its product is annotated as mitotic spindle checkpoint protein BUB3, WD repeat superfamily. Gene Ontology annotation, molecular function: protein binding. The record is from RefSeq and is a predicted model, not a curated record. The transcript has a single exon. Bases 102 to 1775 code for a protein of 557 amino acids. Lineage: Eukaryota; Fungi; Ascomycota; Pichiomycetes; Serinales; Debaryomycetaceae.